Closterium sp. NIES-65 is the source of this 2007-nucleotide messenger RNA. The record is from the annotation of a GenBank genome assembly. NCBI's taxonomy places the organism in Eukaryota, Viridiplantae, Streptophyta, Zygnematophyceae, Desmidiales, Closteriaceae.
AUGCUACUGUCGGACGAAGGGCUUCCUUACGUGCUGAAGGAACUGCCGAAGCAGAUCAAACUGCGAGGGAAGGGACACGAGGUGAGUGGAAACUGGCUUAACAGUGCUUCGUGUCGAUUCAAAUCCCACCUUGGGAUUGCCGUGACUGCGACGAUGCUGCUGUCGGACGAGGGGCUGCCGUACGUGUUGAAAGAGCUGCCGAAGCAGAUCAAGCUGCGCGGCAAGGGACACGAGGUGGGGGACCUGCGAAGGAUCCUGGAAGGAUACGUGGGGUGGCACAAGCGCUUCUUCCCGGCGCUGUCCUUCCCCGAGUUCAUCGAGAAGGUGGAGAAACUCGGCAACACGCGCAGCGUCCGGGCUGGCAUUCGCGACUUGGUCGACGAUUUCGAGCACGGGAGGGGCAUCGGCAGCGACCGAUUCAAAGACACAGCGGAUGGCGGCACAGGUGAUUGGGAAGAUGGUGGGGAAGGCGGUGGUGGGGAAGGCGGUGGUGGGGAAGGCGGUGGUGGGGAAGGCGGUGGUGGGGAUGGCGGCACUGUGGGUGCAGCAGAGGAGGAGCAGCGUGAUGAGGACUUCCCUGGGCUUGGUGGCAAGGAGACUGAUAGUGGGCAUGGUGUUGAGGCGACUCACGGGACCGCCCGCCAGGGGGAGCAGAGCAAUAACAGCCCACACGCGGGCACCAAGGUUGAUAGAGUAAGUCUUAACCGUCUCAGCGACCUUGACGGAAAACCUGAUGAAGACCCUGAUGCGGAUGCUGGUUCACGGGGACAAGAAGUCGUGAAGACUGGCGUAGAAGAGGCUGAUGUGGAAGGUGCUGACGUGGAAGGUGCUGACAUGGAGUUUUCCCUAGAAAAAUCACCGCCAGCUGUCAUCCCAUCUGACACCCCAGCCGCCACUCCAGCCGCCGCGCCAGCUGCCACUCAGCCCCAUAGUCCUGCUGCUGCAGACUCUGAUCACCCCACCGAAGAUAACGAGGAUGCUUUUAUGGAGGAUGACAUGGGCGCGGGCACCGCAGCAGAAUUCCUUGUGGCGCCAAGGGAAACCCCUGGCGGUGCGGGUGUAGGGGUGAAGCACAAGGCGAAGAGGCUUUUGAGUCGACUCAAAAGUCAUCCUGUGGCUGUCCCUGGUGAUUUGGGCGCGGGCGCCACAGCAUCAGCCAUGGUGGCUGCUCCUGGUGGUGUGCGUGCAGGCGUGAAGCACAAGGUCAAGAGGCGAUCCAGCAGCAAACACGAAGAAGAGGGUGAGGGGCUGAAGGCGUGCAUAAUGGAGGAGGCUGAAGUGCAAGCGGACGGAAGGGAAGUAGAGAGCGAAAGAGGGUUAGAAGAGAUAAGGCUUCCUGGUGGCGAAAAGGAGAAGGAAGAGGAGGGUACAAAGGAGAAGGGAGAGGAGGGUACAGAAAAGGAGAAGGAAGAGGAGGGUACAGAUGAGAAGGAGAAGGGAGUGGAGGGUACAGAAGAGAAGGAAGAGGAGGGUACAGAAGAGAAGGUAGAGGAGGGCACAUUAGAGGAGAAGGAAGAAGAGGUUACAGAAGAGAAGGAAGAGGAGGGUGCAGAAGAGACAGAAGAGGAGGAUACGGAAGAGAAGGAAGAGGAGGAGGGUACAAAAGAGACGGAAGAGGAGGGUACAGAAGAGAAGGAAGAGGAGGGUACAGAAGAGAAGGAAGAGGAGGGUACAGAAGAGAAGGUAGAGGAGGGUACAGAAGGGGAAAAUGUACUGGCAGAUGGUGGUGCUGACACCACGGAAUGUGCAUAUGGCCCCUCAUGUGCAUAUGGCCUCUCAUGUGCCGCUGGCCUCUCAUGUGCCGCUGGCCUCUCAUGUGCCGCUGGCCCCUCAUGUGCCGCUGGCCUCUCAUGUGCCGCUGGCCCCUCAUGUGCCGCUGGCCCCUCAUGUGCCGCUGGCCCCUCAUGUGCCGCUGGCCCCUCAUGUGCCGCUGGUGCUGAAGAGCCUCCGAGGUAUGUGAGUGAGGAGGAGCUUGCUGAUUUCAUCCAGUUUUUGGAUGACGUGUGA